ACAAAUUAAGAUAUCAUACAUGAUACAACACGGCAUUUAAACCAACAGACCGCACCUUUUUCCCACUCUUCAUACAAAUCCUGCUCCUAUCUCCCUCUAACUUAUUUCUCUUUAUUGAUUUGACGAGGAGGACAGCUUUUAUUAGGGCAAGUACGUACGCAUAGAAAGAGGCAAACAAGUUUAUUCGUCAUGGAUUCAUACAAUACAACAUGGAAUCAAAAAGAGAAGGUAGUGAUCAUAAUGGGUCAAACCGGAACCGGAAAAUCAAGACUUUCGAUCGAUCUUGCAAUUCGUUUCUCAGGUGAGAUCAUAAACUGCGACAAGAUACAAGUCUAUGAAGGGCUAGACAUUAUUACAAACAAGGUAUCUCAUGAAGAGCAAAGUGGUAUUCCUCAUCAUCUAUUAGGAGUAAUAAACCCAAAUGAAGAAUUCACUUCAUCCGAUUUUCGACGUGUAGCUAUGCACGCAAUCGAAUCCAUUUUAGCUCGUAAACGUCUUCCAAUCAUCGUUGGCGGCUCUAAUUCGUUCAUCGAAGCAUUGGUAGAUGAUGAUGAACUUGAGUUCCGGUCGAAUUAUGAUUGCUGUUUCAUUUGGGUUGAUGUAUCGUUGCCAUUACUUCACUCUUUUGUAUCAAAAAGAGUUGAUCAAAUGGUAAAUUUUGGAUUAGUAACUGAGGUCCGGGAAUUUUUUGAACCAAGUGGAGACUAUACUCGAGGAAUAAGACGUGCCAUUGGUGUACCUGAGAUGCAUCGGUACCUUCAACUUGAAUCGUCUGUGGACGAAGAAACUCGCGAGAAAUUACUUGAAGUAGCAAUCGACCAAAUCAAGAUUAAUACAUGUACUUUAACGAUGCGUCAAUUGCAGAAGAUUUAUCGGCUUCGUUCCCUACCUGGAUGGAACAUACAUCGCGUCGAUGCCAGCCAAGUGUUCUUAUUAUUGGAUGGUAGAGAUGUCGAUGAUGCAUGGGAUAAGAUAGUUGUUGCUCCAAGUACCUUGAGGGUCGCUAAGUUUCUUUACGGUACUGAUGAUGAUCAAGAUCAAACGGCUGACAUUGUCGUCCCUACUACUGAUUCCUUCUUGAAAAAUGCAAUCAUGGGAAUGGUUGUUGCUGCUACGCAGUAAAAAGUAUAUCAAAGGGUCCCACAAACACAGCACACUACCCUGUCCUACUGGUGUUUUGACACGUGGAAAAGGGUUUGUCGUUGAUUUUAUCUUUUCUUCUUUUUUGGUUAUCUGAGAAUUUAUUACAACGCACGUAUAAUUGCGGCCGUAAUUAAAGCUGAGUCUGCCAAUAAUCGCACUCAGAUUUUCCGUACUUAUAAUUGGGUCCCACGUUGCUGCACGUGUAUUAUUUUGCUACUGCACGUAGGUUAGUUAAAGUAUAGAUCAUUUUCUCCGCAUUUUCUACUUUAGGAAAGAAAGAUUCACUCGAUUAAAAAUGUGUGAUUUGUUUUUGAUAUGCUACUUUAAGGAAUAAUUUAUUAAAUUACU
Messenger RNA from Papaver somniferum (opium poppy), 1491 nucleotides. Its product is annotated as adenylate isopentenyltransferase 5, chloroplastic-like. NCBI's taxonomy places the organism in Eukaryota, Viridiplantae, Streptophyta, Magnoliopsida, Ranunculales, Papaveraceae. The transcript has 2 exons. Gene Ontology annotation, molecular function: tRNA dimethylallyltransferase activity. Gene Ontology annotation, biological process: cytokinin biosynthetic process; tRNA modification. The record is from RefSeq and is a predicted model, not a curated record. Bases 190 to 1122 code for a protein of 310 amino acids. Gene Ontology annotation, cellular component: mitochondrion.